AGUAAGCUGGAAAUUGUGUAAAGAAGACCAUUUUCAGUAUCAGAUGGCAGAGGCAAAACCACCCACUAAAGAAUCGGAAUCAACAGCAAAUCCCGAUAAUUACCUCUUUGUCGUCUCCUUGGAUUUUGGGACAACAUAUUCUGGAUAUGCAUUCAGCUCUAGGAGUGAUUUUGAAGAUACCCCUUUGAAUAUCCACACAAUUCAAGAGUGUAGAGCAGGCGGAUCACCUUUGAUAUCGUUGAAAACCGCUACGGCCAUACUUAUAAAUAAGGAUGGAAGCUGCAUUGCAUUUGGUUACGAAGCAGAGGACCAGUUCUACACAGAGAUGGAGAACGACCAACGCGAAGAAGUCAUGCUUUUUAGAAGAUUUAAAAUGAAAUUAUACAACAAAAUGGUCAUAAACGAUGACUUGUCUAUAGAUGAUGUAAGAGGCAGGAAAUACUCUGCAAAGCGUAUUUUUACACUCUCGAUAAAAGCAUUAGUAGACCAUUUUAAGAGUAGUUUCCAGAGACAGAAUGUGUCAGAUAUCAAAGAUGAUGACAUUAAAUGGGUUUUGACUGUUCCUGCAAUUUGGAGUGAAGCUGCAAAGAAAUUUAUGCGUCACUGUGCUACAGAUGCUGGAAUUCAAGAUGAAAUGUUGCUAAUAGCGCUUGAGCCAGAAGCUGCUUCUAUAUUUGUACAAUAUCUUCCGAUGGAAAGAAACAAGAAUGGUUUUGGAAUGACAAAAGAGGGAACCAGAUACAUGGUAGUUGAUAUCGGGGGUGGCACAGCUGACAUAACCGUUCAUGAAAAGGUGAAAGGAGGAAAACUACGAGAACUUCACAAAGCUACGGGUGGGGCAUGUGGUGGAACAGCUGUUGAUGAUGCGUUUGAACGUCGUCUAACUGAAAUUAUAGGGACAGAAGUCAUGAAAUCUCUUCGUGAGAAAAAAACAGAAACCUAUCUUGAUAUAUUUCGUGAAUUUGAAAUUGCAAAACGAGGAUGUAAACCAAAUAGUACAGGAACAAUACGAAUGACGAUUUCAUAUGUUACGCUGAAUGAGCUAUGCCAAGAAAUAGAAGGAAAAACAUUGAAGGAUGCGUUUCUGAAUGCAGAAGGAAUGUGCAUUAAAGGAGACAAGCUGCACAUUAAUGCCGAGACGAUGAAACAAUUUUUUGACCCACCAAUCAAAAAUCUCAUCCAACAUAUGCAAACUAUAUUAAAAAACCCACAGACAAAUGGAAUAUCCAUGAUUUUGCUUGUUGGAGGAUCUGCAGACUCAGCGAUUAUCCAAUCAGAAGUUGAGAAUGAAUUCAAACCAAUGAAGUUGGUUGUACCCCCCGAAGCUGGAUUAGCUGUGCUCAAAGGGGCUGUGAUUUUUGGCCAUUCUCCAACGAUCAUUAUGUCGAGAAUUUUGCGAUUCACUUAUGGAACAGGUGUAGCCCCAGAUUUCGACCAUAACAUUCACAGAGAAGACAAAAAGAUAACAGUAGAUGGGGUUGAUCGAUGUCAGGACUGGUUUAAAGCUAUAGUUACAGCAGGCACAGAGAUAGCAACGGGACAUAAAAUAAAACAAGGAUAUUCAACAGCGUCAAAGAUGCAAAUUGCUGCUUUGGUAAAGAUAUUUUGUUCUCCGCGUACAGAUGUCAAAUACACCGAUGAUGAAGAAUGUUUCGAACUUGGUGAAUUACUCGUACCUCUCCCUGGAAAUCUCAUUGCUGGAUUGCUGCUCGGGAUACGGGAAUAUCCAUUUGCCAUAGAAUACACCUUUGGGGAUACAGAACUUAAAAUGACCGCAAUUGAGAUCAUGACUGGAGAAAAAACUAGUUGUACUCUGGAAAUGAAAGAAGACAGCAAUAAGCAAACUGAAUCUUAGAUGUUUUUAAUAACAUUAAAAAAGGCCAUUUGUACUGAACUUUUGCUUACAUAAAAGGAGAAUUUUUACAGCUUAUUUUAGACGACUCUCUUUAUCACCACACGCAUCGAGAAUAAUAAUGGGAAAUAUGCAAACAGUUUGCAUGGAACUAUCAACAUCGUUAUUUCGAACUUUGGGGGGACUUCAACAUAUCAUCGAGAUAUUCGGGAGAUAUCUGAAGUGGCUUCCCAAAUUUAAUUACGCGAAGCCCCAAUAUUUACACGUUUUAUGGUACGAUAAAUACCGAAUUCCUCUAUUACAUCGACUUUGAUGAAAUAUUUUUUGUUUGUAUUGUUUUUACUUGUGAAAACGCAUAAUAAUAUUUGUAAAACCAACUGAACUAUAAAAUCAAUACCUUUGUUUUAAAAAAAAGACGUUGCAUCUGUUGACGCUCUUCUCUCUCGACUUAUUACAUUUUUGAAUGGGAUGUAGCACUUGCAAUGUAGUUCUAGAAUUUAACGAAACGAAAAAAUGUGGAUUAAAAAAAGAUAACCAAUAAGACAUAUUAAUCAUUACAAUUCAUCACAUGUUUAUCUCAAUAUGCGGUGGAUAUCACUCAUGAGAUAAAUUUUUGAUAUCCCACUGUGUAUUCUUACGCCGUAUGACGUCAUAGAUAAACACUUACUAUAGAUGUGUAGUUUACAAAAUUAAUACGUUAUGUCGGUGAGCAGAAUUCCUAAUAAUACAGUUGUGAAGAUCGACGGAAAGGGUACGGGUGUGGUAAAAUCUUCAAAAUUUGAAAAUGAUGAAACCAUUUAUGAUGUUGAAAUCGAAGGGAUCGAUAUUUGUUUGCCUUUUUCUCAAUAUCGGCUUGAAAUUGUACCGGCGAAAAAGCAGACGAUGGCAAGUACAUCUUCACAUUUCCAAUCAGUUGGGGCUUCAGAUAUAGAUAAAUUUGUAAAUGAUCAAGAAAACAAAAACACUCUCAAAAAAACUAUAUGUGAUAUGAAUUUGCUGAAAUUAUUCCUUGAAGAAACUCAAAAUGAAAAGCGAGCGAUUGAAACCAU
Messenger RNA from Magallana angulata, 2901 nucleotides. Its product is annotated as heat shock 70 kDa protein 12B-like. NCBI's taxonomy places the organism in Eukaryota, Metazoa, Mollusca, Bivalvia, Ostreida, Ostreidae. The transcript has 5 exons. Gene Ontology annotation, molecular function: ATP-dependent protein folding chaperone; ATP binding. The record is from RefSeq and is a predicted model, not a curated record. Bases 44 to 1855 code for a protein of 603 amino acids.